Molecule: messenger RNA, 1549 nt
Organism: Rhagoletis zephyria (snowberry fruit fly)
Lineage: Eukaryota; Metazoa; Arthropoda; Insecta; Diptera; Tephritidae
Product: protein abrupt-like
Source: RefSeq, a predicted model, not a curated record
GAACUCAGCGUUCGGUGGAAUUGCGUGUGCGUGCCACGGAUCCACGUCCCUGUCCAAAAUGUGGAAAGAUUUAUAGAUCUGCACAUACACUUCGUACUCACCUUGAGGACAAACACACGGUCUGCCCAGGUUACAGAUGUGUUUUAUGUGGUACUGUUGCGAAAUCCCGAAAUUCGCUACAUUCUCAUAUGUCACGUCAACAUCGAGGCAUCUCCACGAAAGAUUUGCCCGUACUACCAAUGCCAUGUGCAUUUGAUCCAAAUUUAGCUUCACGUUUGCUAGCCAAGGCAGGUGUAAAAAUUUCCCCGGAUGAUCUGCAUGACCGAUCUUCAUCCGUUAAUAGUAACAGUAUGAGCGGACCCGACUACCUUUACAGCAAUCAACAUAAGAUUGGAACUUGUGAACCUGUUGACGAUCCUGAGGACUUAACAGCUGGCAGCAUACAUUAUUGUAGCACAUCUUCUGUAGAUGAUAUCAAGCGAAAGGGUUUAUUGAAUAUGGAACAGGCUAAUACCACGCUUGCUCGUAUUAAAAGUGAAGCCGCGAUUGCUGCUACUGCUGCAUUUAGCAAACAAAAAGAAUUAUCUUGCAGUCACUCAACAACGAACCGGCCCAUCAUAGAUCUUCAUCUCUUACAUUUUUUAACAGACAAUACUUUUGGUAUGGGAACUUCGCAAGAUCGUGCAGUUGCAGCUACAAUGCAUGCAGCGAAAAUUGCACACUUAAAUGCAAUGGGACAAGGGUUCGAUAACAUACCGCCUACGUUGAUGCAACAACAUCCUGAUUUUCCCAACAAUUCCAUUACAAACGACGUUUUUACAAAUGAAGAGUGUGGAGCAGCAGACCUUUCUACUGAACCCAUUUUAAAACAGCAACUUUCAAGUAGUGCUUUGCCAGGUGAAAACACUCUAGCAACUGCUUCAUCAAUAUCAAUGCGCCAAGAUUCGUCCGAUUUCGCAACUUCCAUAGAGUGCCAGUCAAAGGAAAAAACUAAAAUUCUAGAUAAUAAACCUCAAACUUCAUAUAAAGGUUUAGAAAAUUUUGGGCAUGAGAAAAUGUUUAUAGAAAAGAAAAUAACGCCAAAAGCUUGAAAAUCAACUUUUUACGAAUGUGUAUGUAUGUAGUUAUACACGAAAAAUUAAAAAAAAAUGUUGCGAAACUUGGAACCCCAUAUGCCCACGGUGACCAUAUACAUACAUAAAUAUUUGAAGUAUAAAUAAGUCAGAAAGUUUCAUAUAUACACAUAAAUAUAAUUUUUCUUCGUUCGACUUCACAAUACAAUUAAAAUUACUUUGUACAAUGAAAGCACCUUCUUUUUUCGGUUGAUCUUAAAAUGCCAUUUUAAAGAUAAAAUAAUGUAAACAAAAUAUUUUUAAAAAAGAUCUUUUAUUUGCCCUGUGAAGUGACAUAAAAUAAUGUAAGUUUAGGCUUUCGUUAUGGUAACUAAGAAAAAAAUGUCAAGGAGACUUUCUUAAAUUGGUUUAUCAACUUCAAUAAAUACGUAUGUACAUAUGUAUUUGAAAUAUAUGUUAUCUUUAUCCUUUAAAAA